This is a messenger RNA of Orbicella faveolata, 1467 nucleotides long. RefSeq names its product leucine-rich repeat-containing protein 61-like. Gene Ontology annotation, molecular function: protein binding. The record is from RefSeq and is a predicted model, not a curated record. Gene Ontology annotation, cellular component: cytoplasm. Gene Ontology annotation, biological process: outer dynein arm assembly. NCBI's taxonomy places the organism in Eukaryota, Metazoa, Cnidaria, Anthozoa, Scleractinia, Merulinidae.
UAGAGGAAUGGGACGACUCGUGUUUACGAGCAUAGCAACAUGGCGGUAAAGAUCAGGAAGCUUUUGACGAACUAUAUGUCGCCGUGAAACUUAUUCCACGGAGUCAAAAACUCAUGGCAAGAGCUGGAGGUUCAGUCUUGACUCCUCACUUGCUGAAGAGCAGAACUGGUGAAUUUGAUCUUGAGAGCAUCAGUUUUUUGGAUCUCAGUGGAAUGGGUUUGCGAGACGUCAGCUGUAUAAGUGACUGUAUGGGACUGCUGCACCUGGAUCUUGCCAAAAAUAAUAUUUCUGAUCUGAAGGAUUUGGGUAGGUUUAGAAUUUUACAUGUACAGUGUAUGUAUAGUCAAACCAGAGUUCUAAAAGCAGAUACUCUUGGAGCAUAUGGAGUUGAGGACCUUUCAAAUCUAUCCUCUUUAAAUUUGUCAGGCAACAUGAUAAGAAGUACCAACAGCCUGUCAUGUUUAACAAAACUGGAGAACCUGAAAGUGUUGAGACUUCAUGACUCCAUACAGGGUUUUUCCAAUCCUGUUUGUGUAUCUGAAGAAAAUUACAAGAAAUCUGUUUGUGACCUUUUACCUAAACUCAAGACUCUUGAUGGUGAACGAGUCAGUGGAAAGGGUGCUGACUUGUAUGAGAUAUGUUAUGAACUUGAUGCCCUGCUCACAGAUAAUGAUUUACAAUCUGAACAUGGAGUUGCUCUCAAGACAAUGCCGUGGAACACAGAAAAGCUGCUGUCAUCUAACACUUUAGUACAGGAUAGGAGUGUAGAGGAAGCAGAGAAGGGAUUUAGAGAUGUGAUGUUGCAGUGUAAGAAGAUCAACGAGGAUGCCGAUAAGGCGAUCAAUAAUGCCAAAGAAGCCCUGUGGAACUAGUGACUAUAAUAGUUACUCAGCUAGUUGUUUCGGCCGGCUUAAGGCUUCAGACCGUUGCGUUUCGUUAUUCACUGCUGAAACAAGAACUGCUCACGUUUCUGAAGUGCAACAAGAGCUUUGCUUUGUUUCGGAAGUCGCUUGAGUUUCCCACCGUUGGGUUUGUGUCCUGCACAUUGCAUGACACAACAAAGGCAGUCCCUUUGUUACCCGAAACUGAAGAAAGACGCUGCAGCGAAAUUCUUUUGAGAACUUCAAUCUGUUUUGACGUUGCGUUCACGUGUUGUGAAGAUGUAAAAAUAACCAAGAAAGGCUUCCCCAAAGAGUGGACUUCGUCAUUCAUGUGAAUGUACAGCAUUGGAAUAGACAUGUUAUUCUGUCUACUCGCAAGAUGAACGUCGAAUUUCUCGUUGCUGUUUAUGCUCAGUUCCUGUCAUACUCAAGAAAGUUUAAUCAUUCGUCAGUUCUUUUGUUUUCAGAGGUGAUCAGAUCCUUCGUUUUACAACCUGAGCACUUGAAUUUAAUGGUGAAGAGAACUUGAAAUCGAUCCCAGCUCUUGAUCAAAGGGUUGAGCUGCAUUAAACACUGAUUUCAGCGU